AUGGACACAAACUGGAUAGUAAGGAAACCGUCGAAUGGGUCGAAGAUAGAGUCUAAGCAGUUUUCUGCAUGUGGACAUGAGUGGAAGAUGGUUUUGUCGAAUAGGAACAGCAAGAUAUAUCUUGCAUUGGAGUAUAUGGGAGGGUCGUAUCACGAGAUGCUUGUGGUGUUUUGGAUUAGUGUCAAUGGGCGAAGAUACGAUGGCCAGUAUCAGUUUUCUAUGUUCAAUGCAGACACAGGAGUGUAUGUUGAAGGCUGUGAUGAGUAUGAGAUCAGAGUGAGGGUGGAUGUAGUGAGUGGGGAAUAUGAUUCGAAGGACUCGACAGGGUAUGUUGGACUGAAGAACCUUGGGGCAACAUGCUACAUCAACUCGUUGAUCCAGACGCUGUUUGGAAUAAGGAAGUUUAGAAAUGACGUGUAUGCACUGAAUCCAAGCGGACGAGUGUUGCAUUUGCAAAGGUUGUUCAAGGCCAUGCAGGAGAGCAGUAAGAUGGUUGACACGACGGAGUUUGUUGUUAAUAAUGCAUGGGUUGAUGAUGUGCAUGUGCAUCAGGACAUCCAUGAGUUUUCGAAGUUUUUCUUUGAUCUGCUUGAGAAAGACAGCGGAAGCAAAGAGUUUAUUGAGAAGCUCAUACAAGGAGAGCAGAUAACCUAUAUCAAUGCAAAGUGCGGAUGUGUCAGAAAGAUCAGGGAGAAGUUUCAGGACAUCCAAGUGGAGAUCAGGGACUUUAUGAACAAGAAGCUGGAUUCCAGCCUGAUUGAGUCAUUGAAGAGAUAUGUGAAGCCUGAGCGAUUGGAGGGAAGCAACAGGUACAGUUGUGAGAAGCACGGGCUUGUUGAUGCGGAGAAGGGGGUGAUGUUUGGAGAGCUGCCUCCUGUGAUUUUUGUGCUGCUGAAGCGGUUCAAUGUUGACUUUGAGAGCGGAAAGGGAUACAAGGUGAAUGACUAUUUUGAGUAUCCGGAUGUAUUGGACAUGAAGCAGUUUGUGGAUAUGCCAAGAGGGACUGUAGAUGAGCAGAGUGUGAGUUGUGUGGAAGAGGCAGAGACGGAGCAUGGCAAUGGAAUGGAUAUAAACCAGUAUGAGCUGUACUCUGUUGUUGUCCACAGGGGAGAUGUUGAGGAAGGGCAUUUCUAUGUGUACCUGAAGCAUGGGGGGGAGUGGCUGAAGUUUAACGAUGGGGUUGUUACAAAGAGCAGAAAGGAGGAAGUGAUGGAGGGGAACUUUGGAGGCGAGCAUCCGUAUAAGGAGAGGAUGCGUGAGUAUUCUGGAUACUACUUGGUGUAUGUGAGGAAGAGCAUGCUUGAGUCUGUUUUGAAUGCAGAGGUUGAGAUUCCUGCAGUGACAGCAGAGGUGCUGGGCAGGAAGCAGAGGAAGGGUUUGAUCAAGUAUAUGACUAUGGAGUGCAUGAGGAACUACCGAGGGAUGGGGUUUUGCAACACCGAGUCGUAUGACUAUCCAUUGAGCGAGCACUUUGAGAUUGAGAUGAAUGAGAAUGAUAGUGUUCGGAUGUUGCAUAACAGUAUUGAGAGGCGGCUGAACAACACCAGAAAGAAGAUAUAUCUGUUUGAAUGUACCCGUAAAGAAGCAUUUGGCGAAGAGAUGGUAGAUAAGCAGACUGGCUGUGAUGGAGAGGGAACGCACGACGAGACAAAGAAGAUAAGGGCAGAUGGCGAGCAAGCUGUGGGAGUUAGCCUAAGAAUGGAAACUAGGCUGGUGAGUGACGGAGCAAUUAAUCCGGAUGCGAAUUAUUUUGUAUAUGCAUGCAGUAAGAAGAUUGAUUUUGACCGUAGCAGAUUAGUUUUUCUCAAGAUUUUCAACAAUCUUCCAUGGUGCGAAGACACAUUACCGACAUCCUUGAGGCUAUGCGCAUGUGUAAGCAUGUCUGGUAGUCUUAAGGAGAACAUGAAUGUGAUAGCUGAAAAGACAGGAAUUGAGGAGUUUGUUGUUUUUAGGGAGGCUGAGUAUGCAUCGCCGUUGAGUAUUUCUGCAAGGAUGGAGGAUCUUCCGCAAGGGGAUGUUCUUGUUGCAGUGCGAAGGGAGCAUAUUUCUGUGUAUAGGGAGUUUAUGAGGGAUUUUUGCAGGCGAGUGUGUGUGAAUGUGCAUUGUGGGAUGCAUGGCUUUACUGUUUUUGUGGAGAAAGGCCUGGCGCUUAGGUCGUUUGAGGAGCGAGUGCAAAAGUUUGUGGGGUCGAAAGACAUGCUCUUGAGCAAAGAGGCUGUAUGCGAGAGUUCUGAUGUGGCAACUACAGGCGAAGAUUAUGCGGUGUCUGAUGUGGUACCCGAGAUGGGGAUCAUGAGGUACCUACAGGAAAAGAAUUCUGUGCGGUGUAUUUUAGGAGAAAACCAGCAAAUUGUGUAUGUGACGUUCUGCGAUAGGGAGAUUGAUUACAAUGUGAUUUCGCAUCUGCAUAUAUUUGUGAUGAAGACGGGUAGCACGUCACUUGAGCUGAUUAAGAGUGUUCUUGUGUCGCACUUUAUGUGUUUUUCGCCUGCAAGAGGGCAUUCGACAAGAGACCUGAGGGUAGUGGAUACGGUGAGGGAUACGCUUUAUCUUAAGUCGUUUGAUGCAUUUGAAGAGUUUACUGCGAAUGGAAUGUGUGUGGUGCAGGUGUUUUCUGGAAAGGCAAUCAAGACAGCAUACUACACUGGGAUGUACAAGGUGAUAGGCUUCCCAUUCUUUUUACACACGGAGGCAAAGACGAUUGGGGAGUUCAGGGCGGCAUACAAGCUGUUUGAAAAGCUGGUGAUGUUUGAUGGGAAGAGCUAUGUUGAUCUUGAGCUUGAGUGGCCGAUGUCGAACUUCAAUGAUGAGUGCUUCUUGCUAAUUAAGAGGCUAUAA
Ordospora pajunii is the source of this 2838-nucleotide messenger RNA. Its product is annotated as ubiquitin carboxyl-terminal hydrolase. NCBI's taxonomy places the organism in Eukaryota, Fungi, Microsporidia, Ordosporidae. Bases 1 to 2838 code for a protein of 945 amino acids. The transcript has a single exon. Gene Ontology annotation, cellular component: nucleus; cytosol. The record is from RefSeq and is a predicted model, not a curated record. Gene Ontology annotation, biological process: protein deubiquitination. Gene Ontology annotation, molecular function: cysteine-type deubiquitinase activity.